AUGGCGGCCUCACUAGUACUACAUUUACUAGCCUGUCUUCUCCUAGCCUCACUAACGGCCUCCCCCGCGGGCGCUCAGCUGUGCCAGAUGGUGGACGCCUGCUCCUGUAAGCUGGAGAACGGGACGGUGGUAAGCCUGCGGAGCCUGGCUAACGCGGACGGCGGUUACGCCUUCAAGACCGGCGGGGAGAAAGAAACGUUCUGGUACAACCCCUGCUUUGGGUUUGACCAGGGCAGCGGUUGCAGCAACGUUAGCGUGUGUGCGAACUUGCAGGACCCUGCUGACCGCACCGUCGCCCUGGGGUACGUGAAGCCGGACUCUGUAACCGUUAUCAACACCACUACUGUGGCCUUCAGGUAUACGGGGUACGGCAGUAAUAGCGAGGUGUUCGCCACGUGUGACGACCAGGCCACGGAGCCGAUCUUCCAGUCGCACGGGAUCGUUCACGACCCUAACCAGCAAGAUAGGUAUGUCUUUUCCCUGACUUCUUCGGAAGUCUGUGCCAGGCAUGCGCAGUGUAAACAGGUUGAUCGGUGCACCUGUAAGAUGGACGAUGGGUCCGGAAAUCUCAACCUUCACUCCUUCAACCGUCCCGAGAAAGCCCUGGAGAUCGCGGUACCCGGUGGUACCGUGUACUAUAACCCGUGUGUAGGAGUCGGCGGCAACAUAUCGGACACGUGUCAGGACGCGUCGGUGUGUCUGAAACAGGGCGACACGUUCCUCAACCUGGGGUCGGCUCGAUCCGGGGUUUUCAUGACGGAUGAAGAUGGUGACGUCAUCUUGGAGUACCACAACCUCCAGGACGAGACAAAGACGACGAAGGUGACCUUGACCUGUGACCCCUCUGCCCGCGUGGAACCGGUGUUCGAAAGUCCGUCCUUGACUGACGGCCACCUGUCCGUCACCAUGAAGAGCGUGUGCGCAUGCGCGGGGUCCUGCAUGUUCCCGGCCCGCACAUGCGCAGCGGGCGACAGCUGUAGCUGUAAGAUGAGUGACGGUUCGGGCACGGUGAGUCUGCACGCGCUGGAUAACCCCGCGGCGGCCUUCAAGGACGUGGCCACGUCGUCGGGCGUGGAGUACACGUUCUACUACAACCCCUGCAGCGGUCUCACCGUCGGUCUGGAGGGGUGUGCAGACGUGUCGGGCUGCGCGUAUAACCACGUGGCGCGGCGCUACUCGGCACUGGGAGCCGUCAUGCCGGACGCCUUCACACCGGAUCAGGAAAGGCUCAUCAUCGCCUACUCAGACCAGCAGAGCGGCAUGUCCUUUAACCUGACCCUGGUGUGUGACGUCACGGCUGCCGAGCCGAAGUUCGCCUUCACCGGAACCCGGCUGCAGAACAGCUACGACUUCAUGCUGACCACGAAAUGCGCAUGCGCGGACGAGUGCGCGGCCAACGGUCUGAAGUAGCU
Branchiostoma belcheri (Belcher's lancelet) is the source of this 1412-nucleotide messenger RNA. RefSeq lists its product as uncharacterized. The record is from RefSeq and is a predicted model, not a curated record. Lineage: Eukaryota; Metazoa; Chordata; Leptocardii; Amphioxiformes; Branchiostomatidae. Gene Ontology annotation, cellular component: trans-Golgi network. The transcript is spliced from 10 exons. The coding region runs from base 1 to 1410 and encodes 469 amino acids.